AUGGGUCUGUUACGAGACGACACGUGGGUUCCAGAGCUGUGGUCCCUUUUUGGUGUCGGGCAAUUUAUUCUAUUGUCUCGUGUUGGGCUACGGUGCUGGUUACAAGGUUUCCGUCAUCCGGCAGCCGAGGACUUUGUCUCUCUCCUGAUUCCCGCCUUCUAUACUGUAUGUGCAGCCGGGUGCUAUCUCGUUUAUAUCAACGGAAACAAAGUGGACUUCACUCAGGCUGAGAUCAAUGCCUUAACCGACGAAGAAGCUCGCCGUCUUAUUCUUGGGACGAAAUGGGAGCUCGUCUUAGCAUACUCCUAUCCAACCGUUCUCUGGCUCCUGAAGGCCAGUUUACUCCUGCUGUACUGGCGCCUGACGAGUGGACUUGGGCGACACCGCCUCUUAGUGUUACUUAUUGGAGUGAUUUGUCUUCUUACCUGGAUUGGGAUCAUGCUGAGUAUGUCCCUUGCGUGCAUUCCGUUCAAGAGAUUCUGGGAAAUCAAGCCGUUGCCUCCCAUCAAUUGCAUUCAGCCACCGAAUAUCUUCAUUGCGUUAGCAGUUUCAAACGUUUUGUAA
Aspergillus bombycis is the source of this 564-nucleotide messenger RNA. RefSeq lists its product as uncharacterized. NCBI's taxonomy places the organism in Eukaryota, Fungi, Ascomycota, Eurotiomycetes, Eurotiales, Aspergillaceae. The coding region runs from base 1 to 564 and encodes 187 amino acids. The record is from RefSeq and is a predicted model, not a curated record. The transcript is spliced from 2 exons.